UAGCAGUGAGUGGAUUCACCAACAUCCUGAGUGUGGUUACAACCUGGUAAAUUCUCCUCAUCUGAAACCAGCUUGGAUUCUAGACAGAGCUCUGUGGCACCUAAGCUGUGACAUAGCUGAUGAAAAAUAUGAUAAACGAGGAGUGCCAGCUCUUUUUCAAGAUGAUCGGAACAUGAACGCUCUACGGGGCAUCCUGUGGCAAGAGGUUUUCUACAGGCUAAGGCUGUGGGAGUUCCUGCAGGUCAGCGUGGAUGAAGCUGUGGAGCAGUUCAGAGAGCUACUGCAGGCUGGUAGAUUAGGUGGCAAGUCAGCGUCAAGUUCAGAUUUUAAGAAGCAGCUGACGAUAGUGCAGGACCCUCAACGCAGACGCUUUGGAAACACAGUGGACAUGAACUCUGCCUUUGAUAUUUUCACACCUCACAGUAUGAGCCGAUCAGACAUCCAGGAGUGUUGUCUCUGUUUCAGAAAGGGACUAGAGGAGAUGAACUUGGAUUUGUACAAAGAGAUGAACGACCAUGCCAAGCAGGCAACUAACUGCAUUGUGGGAAAUGUAUUUUACGAGCGUAUUUGUGAUCAGGGGCCUAAACUGGGUCCUAUCACAAGGAAGUACCCUCUCUGUUCCAGGUAUUUCAUUUUCCAAUUUAAAGAAUUAACCUUUGAUGAAGAAAUGCAGCUGAUGGAGCAGAAGGAGAAGGCGUGUCACUUUCUGGCCCAUGAUGGCUUUGUGGAAGGAAAUGACAUGCCUUGGAACUUAGCAGAACCAGGGACCCCCUCUCAUGCUGUGAUGGUGCAUCAGAGAAGAGAAGGAGGGCGGCAUCUCGCCAACACCUGCGACCCAAGAGGCUUACUGGACCCCAAGAAAGACUAA
Molecule: messenger RNA, 868 nt
Organism: Notothenia coriiceps (black rockcod)
Lineage: Eukaryota; Metazoa; Chordata; Actinopteri; Perciformes; Nototheniidae
Product: glycogen debranching enzyme-like
Exons: 8
Coding region: 173-868 (231 amino acids)
Biological process (GO): glycogen catabolic process
Molecular function (GO): amylo-alpha-1,6-glucosidase activity; 4-alpha-glucanotransferase activity
Source: RefSeq, a predicted model, not a curated record